Molecule: messenger RNA, 597 nt
Organism: Malassezia sympodialis ATCC 42132
Lineage: Eukaryota; Fungi; Basidiomycota; Malasseziomycetes; Malasseziales; Malasseziaceae
Gene: RSM10
Product: mitochondrial 37S ribosomal protein uS10m
Biological process (GO): translation
Cellular component (GO): ribosome
Molecular function (GO): structural constituent of ribosome
Source: RefSeq, a predicted model, not a curated record
AUGACCACGCGCACGCUGCUGGGGCGCGCGCUCCGCGCAUACAGCUCGACGGCGCGCGCGGCGCAGCACGAGUCUGAGAGAGCCGUCGCUGCGGCGCCGGCCGCCGAGCGCCUCCUGCCCGAUGUCCAGUCGCCGCCGCCGACGCAUGGCGUCCACGUUGCGACGCUGCAGCUCACGUCGUACAACAAAAAGACGUUUGAACUGGACUUUUUCGCAGACUUUGCGCUGCGUGUGGCGCAUGCGAUGCAGAUUCCGACGGGCGGCAUUGCUACGCUGCCGAUCCGCACGUCGCUGUGGACGGUGCCGCGUGGGCCCUUUGUGCACAAAAAGUCGCAGGAAAACUUUUGGCGGCGCGUCCACCGGCGCUCGAUCAAGAUCUACGAUGCGAGCGACGUGACGAUCGACCGGUGGCUGCAGUUCCUGCGCCACCAUGAAAUGGCCGGUGUGGCCUCCAAGGUGCAGCUGUUCCGCCGCUAUCCGCUGGGCGUGGGCCAACACAUGCAGGAGGCCGCCUCGGACGUGACGACGAGCGAGCAGGCCGUCCGAGCCAUGGCCGACGAGAUCCUCCGCUCGCACCAGGGGCCUAGUAAAUCAUAG